Eucalyptus grandis is the source of this 1147-nucleotide messenger RNA. RefSeq names its product endo-1,3;1,4-beta-D-glucanase. Gene Ontology annotation, molecular function: hydrolase activity. The record is from RefSeq and is a predicted model, not a curated record. The coding region runs from base 20 to 778 and encodes 252 amino acids. The transcript is spliced from 7 exons. Lineage: Eukaryota; Viridiplantae; Streptophyta; Magnoliopsida; Myrtales; Myrtaceae.
GAAGGAGAAGGAGAAGGCCAUGUCAGAGACUCAGUGCUGUGAGAACCCCCCGACGCUGAGCAUCACGAGUGUCGGAAUCGGAUGUGUGGCAGAGAUCGGAGGCUUGAAAGCUUACAUCACCGGCCCCCCUGAUGCCAAGCUCGCCGUCCUCCUCGUCUCCGACGUUUUCGGUUAUGAAGCACGAAAGCUGAGGAAGCUUGCAGACAAGGUGGCCUCUUGUGGAUUCUAUGUGGUGGUUCCAGACUUCUUUUAUGGAGAUCCCUAUGUACCUGAUAAUCCUGAGAGGCCUAUUGCAGUGUGGAGACAAUCUCAUGGAACUAAGUAUUUUUGUCAUAUUACUUGCCAUUCUUGUAUAGGUAAAGGAUUUGAAGAUGCCAUAAGAGUUGUUUCUGCACUGAGAAGUGAAGGUGUAUCUGCCAUUGGAGCUGCAGGAUUUUGCUGGGGUGCAAAGGUGGUUGUGGAACUAGGGAAGUCUGAUUACAUUCAAGCUGCGGUUCUGCUACACCCUUCACGAGUCACUGUGGAGGAUAUUAAGGAGGUCAAGGCUCCCAUAGCUGUAUUGGGCGCUGAGUACGACAAAUUGUCUCCACCAGAGCUUCUCAAGCAGUUUGAGGAAAUCUUAUCCGCUAAACCGGAGGUCGAUGGGUGCGUCAAGAUUUUUGCUGGGGUGGAGCAUGGUUGGACUGUGAGGUAUAAAGACGAAGACGCAGCAGAGGUGAAGUCCGCUGAAGAAGCCCAUAAGGACAUGCUGGACUGGUUCAAUAAGCACUUGAAGUGAAGAUGAACUUGGUCACCUUCUACUGUGUCUACAUAUCCAAGGAAGAGAAUGACAAAGCACGACCGUUCCUUGCAGUGGCGGCCUAUCUUCUGAUGGAGUUGAACACUGAUUAGGAAUGUAUUCCUUAUGCAGAUGUAACUUAGCUUAGAAUAAACAGAGCCUGGCCUUUCGUGUCUUGAGAUAGAUGGAAGAGCUUUGUGAGUUCUUUGAGUUUGCGAAGGGGCAUUGCUCACUCUCUUGUACAUAGCAUGUAGUGCCUGGGUAAACUAAAACCUGUAUAUUUUCCUACCAUGUAGUAUCUGUGAGCAUAUAAAUUUAUAGGUUGUGGUAAUAUUUGUACAAUGUUGAUAAGCACGCAAAGAUUACUGA